Messenger RNA from Saccostrea echinata, 3037 nucleotides. RefSeq names its product protein amalgam-like. NCBI's taxonomy places the organism in Eukaryota, Metazoa, Mollusca, Bivalvia, Ostreida, Ostreidae. The transcript has a single exon. Gene Ontology annotation, cellular component: neuron projection. The coding region runs from base 84 to 1178 and encodes 364 amino acids. The record is from RefSeq and is a predicted model, not a curated record.
GAAGAAUCCGGAAGCGAAAUUACUCAUCGGAAAUAAAAUGGCCUUGUUUUGAAUUUGCGAUCUUUUGAUUAACGGAGGUAAUUAUGAAGAGACUAAUAGUCCUGUUAUGUUUCUUUAAAUGUGUCGUUGCAAACGAUCCAGACGUCACAAUAGAUGAAACCAGUCCAGCUACAAAAUUUACACCUUUUGAGAAAAUAAUGACGGUGACGAAAAACAGCGACGCUUAUCUUACCUGUAAAGUAGAAAAUAAACCUCCAGACAAAGAUGUCGAGUGGGUGGGUAUACCGAUGCAACCUGGGGCACCCCUGAUUUCUAUUUCUACCGGUCCAGAUUCCAAAGAUCCCUUCAAAUACCAAAUAGAUGUCCCCUCUUCCUUGCAGUGGAGAUUGAAAAUCCAGAACGUGCAAGUGUCUGAUGAAAUGAAGUACUACUGUCAGGUUUCAAUUGGCGUUCAAAAGUAUGCUAAAGAUGUAAGGACUUUAAGAGUUGUGACAGCACCACAAAUCGCCGACCUUGAAACCGACAGUGAUAUGACUGUUAAAGUUGGAGAUCCUGUAUCCUUGAAAUGCAAUGCAACUGGUAGACCCUUUCCAAUUGUUAGAUGGGAGAAGCUUGCAGGAGGACUUUUGCCAACUGGAGGACGAGAGCAUCGAGAUUAUGUUCUUGAUCUUGGUAAAGCCAAACCAGAACACCGUGGAUCAUAUAAAUGUACAGCCCAAAAUGAAAAAGGAAAAGCUUCUCGAAUUGUGUCAGUGGUGGUCCAAUUCAAACCAAUUGCAAGGGCAGUGGAAAAUCCAGUACAGCAGAUGGUUGGAUACAGAAAAGACUUGAUGUGUGAAUUUGAAGGUUAUCCUAUUCCUACUAAAGAACAGGUUAGAUGGUCCAAGAAUGGGAAUGCCAUUGCUGAAGGUGGAAAUUAUGAAACAUCCUAUAUUGAAGGAGCUUCUGACAAAGUUCGAAUCAAACUAACAAUAAAAAGAGUAAGCAAUGCUGAUUUCGGUUAUUACCAGUGUGGUGGAUCAAAUUCAGAAGGAAGUGGAAGUACUCAGAUAGAGCUUCAGUCAUCUACUGUUCCAACUCCAGACUCUACUGGCCAAAUAAACAGUGCUGGAAUGCUAACUGUCAGCAUGAUUACUAUCAUGAUGUUACUCUCAGUGUGUCUUUUGCAUAAAUUUUAGAAAUGUAUGAAAAAAACCUGAAUGUUAUUCUGGAUUAUGCAAUUUAUGUACAGAAGUUAUUUAAUAUCAUAUAGCAAUUGGGCUUGAUCAAAUAUAAUAUGUUUGUCAAAAACUUCAAUUUUCAUGUCUGACAUCAUAAAUUUUACAUACACUUCUGACAUGUUUGUGCCAUUUCGUACUGUUAUAACCAAAAACACAGGUAUAUGUUUGAAAUUUGAUAUUUUUAGGGUUGUGAAAAUUUGUACAUGGUUGUGAUUUUUCAGACCUAUAAACUUUACUUGAUUGACUGAUAGUAUCUUGAUUUCUUAAAAUUCAGGACUGAGGCAUUUCAUUUCUAUAUUAGUAAAGCUGAAAUAAGAUUUAGCAGCAUUGCUAUGUGACUGUUGAUAUAGAUUGAAUUUAUUAUAUGGAAUACUAGUAAACAAAUGUUUUAUUUCAUGUUCACUCAGAAGCUUUUUUUUUUGUUGUUGCAAUUUUCAUAUCAGAAUUUUUUACUUUGGUAAAUGUAAGUUCUCUUCAAAUGUAUGAUUGAGUGAAUAUAUUCAUAGCAUUUCUCAUCAGAUGUUUAACACAUUACUGUUGUUUAUUAAUAUUUGGUAGGUCAGUUUUGAAUAUUUGUUAUAAUUCUAUUUCAGCUCCACUUUGCUAAGAUCAUUGUAAAUUGAUAGAGAUUUGAAAUUGAAAAAGAAUUGUACCAGUGUACUUACUACUAAUUAAAAUUUAAGAAACAUGUAAUUGGCAUUGCAGUAAGCCAGGCAUUUAAAAAAUAGUCCGAAUUUUGUCUUGGGGCAUGUAGGGGAAGAACAAAGUAUUUUACCAUAUCUAGCUAGAAUGUAGUGAAUUAGUACUAAUUGUGAUUGGUCAUUUAGUGUCAUUUGAAGAAUGUGUAUACCAUACAGUCACCACUACCUCUACACCGAUUAUGCACUCUUUUCUUCACCCCAGUCAGUGGCUGUCAUAGAUUAUGUUCUGAUGCAAAAAGGUGAAUGCCUUAUUACAAUACUGUCUACACUUUCUAAACUAAUUGUGAUAAAUUUUUGGUCUAUCUAAUGUCUUUUUUUCAUCUAUGUUUUAGCUUCAUGAAUAUAUUGAUUAUCAUUUUGGAAACGUUUUACAUAAUCAUCUAGUGACAGGUUACUAAGUUUUAACUGGUUAGUUGGAUUCAUGUCCAUCUUGACUUUAACUUACAAACCACUUAUAACAAUUAUAACCCUAUAAUUGGUCUCUAAACAAUAUGUAACUAUUAAGGCAGUAUGUGUUGUUAAUACCCAUGAUUUAUACAUUCCAAAGAUGCAUUGUAACAGGAGGUGGGUAUAAGUUUUUGUUUCAAACUCAUUCUACAAAACAACAUUUUUAAAACAAAUGAUUAUUAAGGCAACAAUGAAGCUGUUUGUGUUUUGAAAACAUGGUAAAUCAGAGGGAGUAGUUACGUGAUACAUUUAUAUGUAUCUUACUUUGUUGAGCUGGUCAAAGCAUAUAAAUUUCUCGUCAGUUGUAAUAGCUUUUUGUAAUGUCAUCCAUUUCAAAAAUUAAUUUUACAGGUGUAUUGAUUUAUAUAAAUUGUGUCCUAAUUUUAUAUAUAACUCCUCAUGAGCACAUAAUUUGAAGACAGUUACAUUUUUCAUUGUAUAUAAUCAAUAUUUCAUAUAGUUUUAGGUUGAUAAUCUGUAACAUACCUAUUCCAUAUAUGGGAGGAUAUUUUUAUACAGGAUGCUGUUUUGUCCAUUUAUAUUAAUACACAUUCCUUUUAUGUACAUGUGUAUAAUUUGUACAUGGAUUUACUUGUAUUUACAUCAUGAUUUUUUUUAAAUAAACCUUUUACUUUAUAUAAUGAAAUAAAUAUAUAAAUAGAUUCAUGA